Messenger RNA from Spirodela intermedia, 1451 nucleotides. NCBI's taxonomy places the organism in Eukaryota, Viridiplantae, Streptophyta, Magnoliopsida, Alismatales, Araceae. The record is from the annotation of a GenBank genome assembly.
AUGCAAGAAGUGGAGACCAUUGAGACGAUCCUCGUUCUCCCUUCGGCCUCCCCGUUCUCCGGCUUCCAUGGGGAUUACCCUCGGGAGGAGACGCCCCGCUUCUCACACCUCGACACAGACAGGAACCUCGACGUCACCGUCCGCACACUCCGCAUCUACGCCGGCGGCGGCGGUCCCGCUGCUCUCGAUCCGUUCAAUGCCAUCACCGGAGCACUGUCCAAGGCCCUCUCGAGCUACUACCCCCUCGCCGGGAGUCUCCGUCGCCGGAGCGCUGGCGAUCGCCUGGAGGUGUACUGUGCCGAGGGACAGGGGGUGCCGGUGACCCGCGCUUCGUCGCGCGGGACGCUCGCCGCCUUGAACUACCUCGACGAUCUCGGCUCCGCCAUGGUGGAGCGUCUCGUGCCGGACCCGACGGCCGGCGAGGAGCUCGAGCACCCGCUCACGCUCCAGGUGACGCUCUUCGCUUGCGGGGGGUUCAGCCUGGGCAUGUGCGUCCACCAUUCCUUCUGCGACGGCGCGGGGUCCACUCUCUUCCUGAGCGCGGUGGCGGAGAUAGCCCGUGGGGCGGUCACGCCGGCGGUCGAGCCGGUUUGGGAUCGGGCAGCGCUGCUGGGACCGCGGAGGCCGCCUCGGACGGAGGUCGACUUGACCCCAGUUCUGCGGACAGCUGGAAGGCUUUCCGAUCCGUACGGAGCGAGGGACGGCGGCGGCGCCGUCGUCAGAGAGUACUUUCACGUGAGCGACGUGUGUUUAGAGCGUCUCAGGACCCAGCUACAGGAGGCGUCCGGAUCGUCCAGCUUCACCACGUUCGAAGUUCUGGUUGCGUUCAUUUGGAAGGCGAGGUUCGUGAAAUCUUCUUCCUUCUUUCUACGCUUCGAAUGUCUGGAAAUCCAAACCUUGAAGCCAGUCACUGUCGUAGGGUCAAGGCCGCACGGGUUCCGACCGGCGAGAAGGUCAAGCUCGCCUUCUCGAUGAGCAUAAGGAGGCUGCUGAAGCCAGGCCUGCCGGCCGGCUACUGGGGCAACAGCUGCGUCCCUGUGUACGCCCAGACGACCGCCGGAGAGCUGGUGGCGCGGCCUCUUUGGGAGACGGCGCAACUGAUCAAGAAGAGCAAGCGCGGCGUCACGGAGGAGUACGUCCGCUCCUUUAUCGACUUCCAGGAACUCCACUACGCCGACGGGAUCACUGCCGGCGAGAACGUCAGCGGCUUCACCGACUGGAGGCACCUGGGCCACUCGGCCGUGGACUUCGGCUGGGGGAGUCCCGUCUCCGUCCUUUCCCUGUCCUUCAAGCUGCUCGGGAGCUUGGAGCCCUGCCUUCUCUUGCCCUACCCUUCGGUGGGCGGCGUCAAAAACGGCGGCUUCAGGGCUCUUGUGUGUCUAGCCAUGGAUGCGAUGCCGGCUUUCAGAGAGGAGAUGAAGGGUUUAGCGGGUGUCGAGAGUAGAGUAUAG